Messenger RNA from Diceros bicornis minor, 2028 nucleotides. It is a transcript of the gene SMU1, whose product is annotated as SMU1 DNA replication regulator and spliceosomal factor. Gene Ontology annotation, molecular function: protein binding. Lineage: Eukaryota; Metazoa; Chordata; Mammalia; Perissodactyla; Rhinocerotidae. Gene Ontology annotation, cellular component: precatalytic spliceosome. Gene Ontology annotation, biological process: mRNA splicing, via spliceosome. The coding region runs from base 77 to 1618 and encodes 513 amino acids. The transcript is spliced from 12 exons. The record is from RefSeq and is a predicted model, not a curated record.
UGCCGGAGGUGUCGUUGGUGUGUUGCGCUCCUGGGCCUGAGAGUCGAGUGGGGCCUGCGCCUGGGAAGACAGCGCAAUGUCGAUCGAAAUCGAGUCCUCGGAUGUGAUCCGUCUCAUCAUGCAGUACCUGAAAGAGAACAGUUUACAUCGGGCGUUGGCCACGUUACAGGAAGAGACUACUGUGUCUCUGAAUACCGUGGACAGCAUUGAGAGUUUUGUGGCCGACAUUAAUAGUGGCCAUUGGGAUACUGUUUUACAGGCUAUACAGUCUCUGAAAUUGCCAGACAAAACCCUCAUUGACCUCUAUGAACAGGUUGUUCUGGAAUUGAUAGAGCUCCGUGAAUUGGGUGCUGCCCGGUCUCUUCUGAGACAGACUGACCCCAUGAUCAUGUUAAAACAAACACAGCCAGAGCGGUACAUUCAUCUGGAGAACCUUUUGGCCAGGUCUUAUUUUGAUCCUCGUGAGGCUUACCCAGAUGGAAGUAGCAAAGAGAAGAGGAGAGCAGCGAUUGCCCAGGCCUUAGCUGGGGAAGUCAGCGUGGUGCCUCCGUCUCGUCUUAUGGCAUUGCUGGGACAGGCGCUGAAGUGGCAGCAGCACCAGGGCUUGCUUCCUCCUGGCAUGACCAUAGAUUUGUUCCGAGGCAAAGCAGCUGUUAAAGAUGUGGAAGAGGAAAAGUUUCCUACACAGCUGAGCAGGCAUAUUAAGUUUGGUCAGAAAUCACAUGUGGAGUGUGCUCGAUUUUCUCCAGAUGGUCAGUAUCUGGUCACUGGGUCCGUUGAUGGAUUCAUUGAAGUAUGGAACUUUACGACUGGAAAAAUCAGGAAGGAUCUUAAGUACCAGGCCCAGGAUAACUUUAUGAUGAUGGAUGAUGCUGUCCUCUGCAUGUGCUUCAGCAGAGAUACAGAAAUGUUAGCAACUGGGGCCCAAGACGGAAAAAUCAAGGUAUGGAAAAUUCAGAGUGGACAGUGUUUAAGGAGAUUUGAAAGGGCCCACAGUAAAGGUGUCACCUGCCUAAGCUUCUCUAAGGACAGCAGUCAGAUCCUUAGUGCCUCUUUUGACCAGACCAUUAGAAUUCAUGGUUUAAAAUCUGGGAAAACCCUGAAGGAAUUUCGUGGUCAUUCCUCCUUUGUUAAUGAAGCAACGUUUACCCAAGAUGGACAUUAUAUUAUCAGUGCAUCCUCUGAUGGCACUGUGAAGAUCUGGAACAUGAAGACCACAGAAUGUUCAAAUACCUUUAAAUCCCUGGGCAGCACUGCAGGGACAGACAUCACUGUCAACAGUGUGAUCUUGCUUCCUAAAAACCCAGAGCACUUUGUGGUUUGCAACAGAUCAAACACGGUGGUCAUCAUGAACAUGCAGGGGCAGAUUGUCAGAAGCUUCAGCUCUGGUAAGAGAGAAGGUGGUGACUUCGUGUGCUGUGCCCUCUCCCCCCGUGGCGAGUGGAUCUACUGUGUGGGGGAGGACUUUGUGCUCUACUGUUUCAGCACAGUCACUGGCAAGCUGGAGAGAACCUUGACGGUUCACGAGAAGGAUGUGAUUGGCAUCGCACACCACCCUCAUCAGAACCUGAUUGCUACCUACAGUGAAGAUGGACUCCUGAAGCUCUGGAAACCCUAAUUUUGACUUUUCUUUUUAACGUAUCUUGAGAGCAUGUACUUAAAUGAAGACAUAGUCAUGUGUUGCUAUUUUUUUUUUAGGCCAGCUUUCUAAGCAGAUUGUCUGAAUUAGGCACAAGAAUAAUUUUGUGAAAAUUCAUGUUUAAGUAGCAGUUACCCUUUUUUAUAUUUUGUAAAGGUAUUCAUUUCUCUGUUUCUAAUUGGGGCAGUCACUUAAUGUUUUCAAUAAUCUUCUACCUGGAGAGUGAAAUACUGAUGUUUCUAGAAAAAAAUUGUACUCCUUUGAUUAUUUGAAAUGCUGAUUAAAAUGUGCCUCCUUCAGUAAAACUUGUAAAUAAGGAACUAUCCCAUAUUCAGUAGCUGUUUACUGGUUUUUUUUUUAGAUGUUAAUAAACUUGACACCUUUCUGGA